This is a messenger RNA of Mixia osmundae IAM 14324, 1541 nucleotides long. RefSeq lists its product as uncharacterized. The transcript is spliced from 7 exons. Lineage: Eukaryota; Fungi; Basidiomycota; Mixiomycetes; Mixiales; Mixiaceae. Gene Ontology annotation, cellular component: endoplasmic reticulum tubular network. The coding region runs from base 34 to 1278 and encodes 414 amino acids. The record is from RefSeq and is a predicted model, not a curated record. Gene Ontology annotation, biological process: endoplasmic reticulum tubular network organization.
GCUCGCUGUUGUCCACGUCCGCGCGCCCUUGCCAUGGGCAUCCUGUCCUGGCUCGGCUUCAGCAAGGGUUGUGACAGCAAUGAUGAAGUCGAACGACAGCUGCAGUUGUUGGACGAAAAAGUACAGCAGAACGAAGAGAAGCUAGCCCAGAUCAGGUCACGAGAACGACGGGCGCUUGUCUUCUUUACGCUCUAUUCGGCCGUCAUCUGGCUUGCCUACUUUGCGCUGUGGUACUACAACGCCGUCAGAUUGAUCGCGCCUGGCGACUGGGGCAAACACUUGCUCGGUCUACAGUCUGAGCAGCAGAAGCUGCUCGGCGUCAGGGCAGAUACAUGGGAGAGAAUCAUCAGGACAUUGCCUGUGCUCGUCGGGCCAUUUGUAAUCACUUUCCAGCGACGCUUCUUCAGGUGGUGGUAUACACGCAAAGGCAAUGCCGAGAUCAGAAUACUGGAGCAAUUGCGCGCAAGGCAACAAGAGCAAGUUGACAAGCUCAAGAAACGAUUGCGCUACGAGGAGACACGAGCACUCAUUGACAAGUACGACAGUAAGAACAGGCCAGCGAUUGGCAACAAAGGGCUGAAGAAGUCCGCUUCGACGACGAGUCUGCGAUCGCACUCGGGUACACCCCAAGGCUCACCGACACUACAAGCCGACACGAGCAAGCGAGCACCCGUGUUUCCUCCCCCUCCGCCGUUCGCGAAUACGGCCUUCAAAGGUUCGCCGGCUGUAUCGAUUAACGGAAGAGACACGUCGACGGUGUCUCCUCUGAGCACGCCCGUUCGGGGUUCUGCCAUACCCGGGGCACUGUCGCGAGAAUUUGCUGGGGCUUACCCCCCAACGCCGACACGAGGCUGGGUUGACAAAAUUGCAGAUGCGCUGCUGGGCGAGAACGAGCAGCUACCGACGUCAAAGUAUGCGCUGAUCUGCCAGAAAUGCUUCUCGCACAACGGACUCGCACUCAAGGAGGAGCUCGAUGAGAUUCAGUAUACCUGUCCUCGAUGCGGGCAUUUCAACAGCCGCCGAAAGAGCACGAAAGACAGCACGACUGUACGACCGAGAGGCUCGAACGCGCUACCGACGAGCAGCCUCGCUCGACCGCCUAUCAACGCAUCUGACGAGGAUGAAGCCAGCUCGCCGACGACGCAGACACAAGCAGAGAAGAGCAAGAGCAAGAAGAGCAAGCAACCCGAUGUCGAUGAUUCGCCCGACUCUUCCUUCUCGUUUGACUCGAGUGACAAGCCUUUGACAAGGUCGAGCUCUAGGCUGAGGGCGCAAUAGCUAUCGAGGUUGUACCGUGUUGCAUUUGCGUGCGUGGCAAAAAUGGCCGCGAUCGCCCGAACAUUCGACGUUAAUUAGAUCAGCGUCGACGUCGAGGACAUUCGUAUAGACGACAGAUGGAGUCUGUCGAGGAGAUGGCCGGCGUGACCGAGCUCCCCAGCUCGGCCGCAGGCUUGCCGUCUGAUAGUCUGCAGCCCAAGCUGAGCGAUGACGCCAAGAAAGUCAUUGCAGCCUGUGUCGGCGCGAUGACGACAAGUCUCAUC